Molecule: messenger RNA, 500 nt
Organism: Ornithorhynchus anatinus (platypus)
Lineage: Eukaryota; Metazoa; Chordata; Mammalia; Monotremata; Ornithorhynchidae
Product: resistin-like
Exons: 3
Coding region: 41-385 (114 amino acids)
Cellular component (GO): extracellular region
Molecular function (GO): hormone activity
Source: RefSeq, a predicted model, not a curated record
CUCCUGUUUUGCCCCCUUGCUCAGGGCAUACCUUUCCAGCAUGACGAAGGCCAUGUUCCUCCUCCACCUUCUCCUCCUCCUCCUCCCUGUCCUCGGGCUGAUGGCACAAGAGUGUGCUAAGUGCACCAUAGACUCAAUCGUGGACCUGAAGAUCCAAAUGGCUUUGGAGCAGCAUGUGUCUGCAGCCCUGAACAAGUCGCAAUUCCUCUGCACCAGCGUCACCACCCGAGGAAACCUGGCCUCUUGCCCCCUCGGUUACCUGGCCACAGGCUGCUCAUGUGGCUUUGCCUGUGGGUCUUGGGACAUCCGCUCAGAGAUCACAUGCCACUGUCAGUGUGCCAACAUGGACUGGACCUCGGCCCGCUGCUGCCACUUGACCUUCUGACCCCAUCAGGGACACGCAUCCCAGCCCAGAUCUGACCCCGACCACCUCACCCCUCCCGCGCUGGCUGCUGGCACCCAGCCCUGCCUGGUCUAGAUAAACGGAGAGUUCUGCUACA